Molecule: messenger RNA, 1119 nt
Organism: Cryptomeria japonica (Japanese cedar)
Lineage: Eukaryota; Viridiplantae; Streptophyta; Pinopsida; Cupressales; Cupressaceae
Product: probable phospholipid hydroperoxide glutathione peroxidase
Exons: 6
Coding region: 190-804 (204 amino acids)
Biological process (GO): response to oxidative stress
Molecular function (GO): glutathione peroxidase activity
Source: RefSeq, a predicted model, not a curated record
AUUUUAUUGAUGUCCACAUGACUGAACAGCAUAUGGGACCAAGAAAAACACCCACGUUAAACCUCCCGAAAACUCACCAGACCACCUCAUUCAUUUUAAACUCUUAGUCUGAACGAAAUAGAGGACGUUUUAUGGCAACUUCAACAUGUCUAAUUGUCAAACAGAUACUUCCAUGACCUGUAUCUUUUAAUGGGAUAUUUGAUUCCUUCCCAUUUGUCUGUAUUGCACAUAGCAUCGCUACUUGUAUUAGCCAUAGCUGUUACCUGUGCGCUGCUAUCUACCCACUAUCUGCCUUUCUCAUUUUCAAGCAUGGCUGCAAACACUGUUCACAACUUUACUGUUAAGGACAUAAAGGGUAAUGAUGUGGAUCUGAGCGCGUAUAAGGGCAAGGUUUUGCUUAUUGUCAAUGUUGCUUCUCAGUGUGGGCUGACUAAUUCCAACUACAAAGAGCUGAACCAGUUAUAUGAAAAGUACAAAGAUCAAGGAUUUGAAAUACUUGCAUUUCCUUGCAACCAAUUUGGUGGACAAGAGCCAGGUAAUAAUGAUCAGAUUGAGGAAGUAGCUUGCACUCGCUUCAAAUCCGAGUUCCCUAUAUUUGAUAAGAUUGAAGUCAAUGGUGAUAAUGCAGCACCCAUCUACAAGUUCUUGAAAGCAAGUAAAGGUGGCUUUUUGGGGAAUAAAAUAAAGUGGAACUUCACUAAAUUUCUAGUUGACAAAAAUGGGAAUGUUGUCAGCCGAUAUGCUCCAAUAACUUCUCCACUCAAAAUCGAGAAAGAUAUUAAGCAGCACUUGGAGGUCUCCUAAUUCUCUUCGUCAACAUAUCUAUGAGUGUUAUGUAUCUAUUCAUGUAUAUUAGGUUUAUUAAAUAAUUGGCAUAUGAUAACCCUUGGUUAAAUGGACAUUUUGUGAGUUUUGAACAUAACCCAAAAGUUAUCGUUUGACCUAUGGCAUUCAUUUGAGUAUGGAUGCCAAAAUAUGUGGCUUUUUAACUAUAAUAUGUACAUAUUUAAGGGGUGUUAAUAUUUAUAUUAAGUUAAUGUAGUAUGUUUUGUGAAGAACCUCAAAAUAAAAAUAUAAUUACAAUGAAAUGCAACUGGAUUAGUUCAAGUUCCUUUUGAA